This is a messenger RNA of Saprolegnia diclina VS20, 4626 nucleotides long. RefSeq lists its product as hypothetical. Gene Ontology annotation, molecular function: gamma-tubulin binding; microtubule minus-end binding. Gene Ontology annotation, cellular component: gamma-tubulin complex; spindle pole; centrosome. NCBI's taxonomy places the organism in Eukaryota, Oomycota, Saprolegniomycetes, Saprolegniales, Saprolegniaceae. The transcript has 23 exons. The coding region runs from base 1 to 4626 and encodes 1541 amino acids. Gene Ontology annotation, biological process: microtubule nucleation; meiotic cell cycle; cytoplasmic microtubule organization. The record is from RefSeq and is a predicted model, not a curated record.
AUGCACGAGCGGAGCGUCGUCGGGCUCGUCCAGCAGCUGCGGACGCUGGCCGAGCCGACUGUGCCAUGCCGCCGGCUGCGCGACGUCCGCCACGAGAUGGACGUCUUGCUCUUUACGCAUCUCGCGACGGCCAGCGAGAUCGUGGUCGCCGACAUGGCCCAAGCGCACGUGCAGCGCAAGGCGGCGUCGUUAGCCUACUGCCUUCGCGAGCGCGACCUGGCGCUCAUGGCGGAUGGCAUCGAGGCCAUCGUCGAUUCCUGCCUGCAUGAGCGUCGCCUGGCUGCCUCGACCAUCGACAUGCCGGGCGUGCUCCGCGUCCUCCUCGCGCUCGCGGGCGGUCACGAUGGAACGACCUUUACCGAGUGCUGCCUCGGCCCAUCUACGAUUCAACUCUUGCGCGCCCAGCCCACGACGCCCAACACGAUCUCCAACCUGCGCCGCGGCGAGGCCAUCGUCCAAAGCAACGUUGGACUCCUUGUCGAUCCCACACGUCUCUAUGGCGACACGCCCUUCGUGGCCAACGAUGACGAGGCGGACGCACUUGUGACGGCGUUCACGGCCGUGCCGGGCAAGAGCGAUGUGCAGAGCGACGUGUGGCGUGACCAGGUGACAGCGCCGUCCUCGCUCUUUGGCGCACUCCACCACACGACCUUUCACCGGUCGGACGCGCAGCUCGAGCGCUUCGAGAUCUCGAUGGCGCUGCCGACGCUGGCCGAGACCGCCCCCGACAUGGUCCAAAGCGCGCUCUUGACGGGCCACGAACUCAUGCCCAAGCGGCUUCAAGGACCACAGCCGCGCCAUCGACCCAAGCCGAUAGCGUCGAGUACACCGCGGGACGCGCCCGAGCUGCUCUUUUCGCAGCAGCAGCGCACUGUGCACAUCCCGAUCACUUCGUCGCCCGAGAGAGACCUGUGGUGCGAGGCCAGCGCCGAGACUGCGAUACCAACAGGACGGACAGGCGUGUCGGCGUGGGAAGAGCUUGGUCCGCACACCUCAACGUCCACGCCACGGAGCAUGCUUCGACUCGGCCGCGGUCUGUACGAAGAGGACGUGUACGGCGGGCAUGACGCGCUGUGCCAUGUCGUGCGCGUCCACGCGACCCGCGUCAUCGACGCCGUGCUGCUGGCGCUGCAAGGCACGCCGUCCGACUUGUUCGCCGUGCGGCGGGACACCAUGAGCAUGUGCGUUGUGUCGGAGGAGCUGCGCUUGCACGGCGCAGUCUCCCGCAAUUUGCGAUCGCUUUUGACGACAUUGGCGACGACCGCGACGUACGUCGUUCGCUUACAAGCGCUGGCUGACGCACUGUGCGGUCGGCAGCGGCUGGCGCUGGCCGAGUGCCUGCAUACGUUCUUGGCGGCGCAGCAAGCGUAUCUGCUCGACGUCCACGCACCGACCGUGCUUGCGCUGCUGACGACGACGCGGGCGCUCUGUGAUGGCGCCGCUGUCAUGGCGUCCGUGUUUUGCUGUGACGACGACACGCUCUGGGUCGGCCCGUGCGAGUACGCCGAUGCGAUUGGCCGACCGGUGCUUGACGCGCUGCCGUCAUCGGACGGCGCGUUUCUCGAUCACGUGUACGACAAGCUCGUGCUCGGCCAGAUCUGCGCGCCGCCGACGACGACGCUGUACAUGUGGCUCUUUACAGCGCUCAGUGCACCGUACCUCGCAUCGCUCUCGCGCGCGCUCUUCGUCGGCGACGAAGAACUGGACGGCCGCUUGCCGCACUGCUUGGCCAAGUACGACAGAUGGGUCGAGUCGAUUGCCGAGUCCCGCACCCUCCUUCGGCUUGUCCAGGCCAUGGCGCCAACGCUCUACGGCCUACUCACCGCGACGUAUGAGCCGCUGCGCAUCGAGACCAGCAUCGUCGCGAUCCAAGCCGCCCAAGCGCGCCAUGCAGCGCACCUCGAUGCGUGCCAAGCCCGCGUCGCGACACUCAAGCAGGCACGACUGCAGGCGCUCGCUGAUGCCAUCGUGGCCAUGCAGCGUGCGCCGCGGGAUGAACGCGCCAAGACGUCGGCCUUGGACGACGCAUUGCGGCAGAAGCAGCUGCGCAAAGCGCGCCAAGCGCUUCAGAAAGAGCUGCUCGAUGCGCAGAUCGCGGCCGACGCGACGCUGGCGCGUGCAACGGCCGCCAAAGUCCAAGCCGACGACGCGCGCGCGGCAGACGCGCAAGCCGCCCGCGACGCAGCCAAGUUUGCAACCGACAAGGAUACCAUCGUGGCCAUCUACGCCGAUUUGAUGGAGCGCGCGGAGCACCGCCACCGCGUGCAGCUCUGGCGACAAGCCCGGCUGGCGCGCAAGCAAGUCGCCAGUCUCCAGCUCGACGCGCUUUUGAGCGCAGAUGCUGCCACGUGGCUGCACGCUACGCAAGGAGCCUCCACGAGCCAUCCCUAUGACGACUUGCUUGCGGCUACAUCCCGCCAAGACAGCGGCGCGUCGAGUGGCGAGGUCCCAGUGACGCGCAUCAAAGUGCUGCAGGCACCGGGUGGACACAGCGACGGUGUCGUUAUCCCGAUUACCGAAAGCACGACAGGUGCAUCGAGCUCGGUGCGGGUGUUGCGCGCGCCGGGUGGCGGUGGCGACGACGCCAAGCACAUUCUCUACGGCAAUCGUGACGACGACGACGCGCUCGCUGCGUCGUUUGCGCAUAUUCGCGUGCAGCAAGCGCCCGGCGGGUGCGGUGAGCAGGCGGCCGAGGCCAUGUACCGUGGCGAUACCGCGGUCGACGACCUCGUGGCGACGAUCAAGGUGCUCCACGUCCCCGGUGGCGGCGGCGACGCGGCAGCCAGCGCACUCUACGAGGGUGCAAACGCAACGUGCGACGAGGUGGCGUCGGUGCGCGUCUUGCGAGAACCCGGCGGCGGUGGCGAUGACGCAGCCGACGCUAUAUACGGCACCGACGCAGCCCUAACCGCCGUCGUACGAGGAAUCAAGGUGCUGCAGGUGCCCGGCGGUGGCGGUGGCGACGCCGCCGCGCUUCUCUACCCGAGCACCGACGACGACGAUACGGCGCGACCGCUGCGAUCCCAGGUCAAAGUCUCGCAAGAGCCGGGCGGGAGCGGCUCGGAUAUGUGGCACAUGCUCUACGCCGGCGCCGACGCCACCGAAUCGUCGUACCGGCCGGGUGUUCGCGUGCUCUCGUCGGCACCUGGCGGCGUCAGUGACGACAUGGCCGACGUCCUGGACACGACGCGUCGUCCUGACAACGACGUGGCGUCCAUACGCAGUCAGGUGCGCGUGCAGCAAGCGCCCGGCGGCGAUGGCAACGACGUCGCCGACACGCUCUACGCACAGUUCACGUCGUUGUCGAUGGCCAAAUCGAGCGUCCGCAUCUUGCAGCCGGCGGGCGGCGGCAAAGACUCGGUCGGCGCGCUGCUACGCGGCCCUACCACGGGCGGCACCGUCGACCGUGAGCGUCCAUCAGUGCCGUCGACGGCCGACGCACCUCGCACGUCCCGCCAGUGGCUGCAAUGGAAGCUGGCGCGAGCGUCCAUGGCGCAGGCGUACGCGAGCACCGAGCUUCUUCCGCGCACGGUCGCCCCCCUCGAGAUGGCGACGAUGGCCGCCCUGUACACGCAGCUGCUCGGCCACGAGCCAGAUGCAUUUGCGCCGAUCGACACGCUACUUGUCGCAAGCCUCGAUGCACCGAUCCGCGGGUUCCGGGCGCUCGUCGGCGCCGUCGCCCUCGACGCCCUCCGGGACGACAUGCGGUUGGUCGACCACCUCGCGACCUUGCAUGACACCAUGCUCCUCUCGGGCGGUCUCUGGGUCGACAUGUUUAUCAAAACUGUGGUGGACGGUCUGGACCAUGCCAAAGUGCAGUGGGGCGCGCCUGACGUGCUCAACGACGCGAUGGCGAGUGCCAUGACCGAGGCUUCGUACACACCGCGGGUGCCCGGGCGCUUUGCCUACGCGUCGUCGUCGACGCUCACGUCCCUGCUGGCGCCGCAUGCGAUGAGUGUGUCGGUUGCGUCCUUUGUUGUGACGCUGACGCCGACGUACGUCAUGCCGGACGCCCUCACCCUCUUCUUACCGCCGUCGGCGGUGGCCAAGUACGUCGAGGUCCACCGGUUCCUCUUUCAACUCAAAGCGACGUUGGCCCAACUCCACAACGCUCGCCGCCGCUUGCGCUGGCUGCUCACGCGCGUGCAGCUGGCGCUGCAAGAGCGUCGGGCGAUCGAUCGCGCGCUCUACUGUCAGCACCACGUCGCUGCCACGUUGCACAGCUACACGUCCCAGGUGCUCGUUCAUGAGUGGCAUGCGCUCCGCGAGGCCGUGGCGACAGCAACUGACACGAUGGCCCUGCAGGCACGCCACGACGCCUACGUGGCGACUCUCCUGGCGCGGUGUUUUCUAACCCGCGGCGCGGCCGCCGUGCAGACGGCAGUGCAAACGUGCUUGACGCGACUCUCGAUCAUGUGCACGCAGCUGCAGCUCGGGUCGAUCGCUACACCUGACCACACCAAAGAGCUCUUGCUGCACGUGCUGGAUGCAGCGCAGGACCAUGACGGCGACGCAAUCGCGCUCUGCGAUGCGCUGCGGCAUCAGCGCGAGUGCGACGGCCAUGCGUCGGCGUUUGUCGAGGACUUGCUCUUGCAGCUCAACUGGAAUGGCUACUAUGGUAGUUGA